GGUGACAGUUGACAGUGACAGUUUAGACGUUUAGAGAUAAAUGGAUGUUCUUGUAACUUGUUGUAUUCUUAUCACAAAAUUGAUAACUUUAUCUCUUUAAACGAUAGUUGUUAUUACAUCAAUUACCGAAGAUCAACCAUACUAACUUUUAGUCGGUCGAAUUGCUCAGUCACAAAGUUAUAAUAAUGGUGCAAGUAGAACAAAGUUUUGAUCCUUCAAUGUUCAAAAAUAUCCAUAUUAAUAGAAAUAGCGUGGAUGCUCAAGUUAAAACAAUUUUGGCUCAAAAUCCGGUGACCACCACUGAGAACCUGAAUGCUUGGUUACUUAAAGCUAUCACUGUUAUUGACUUGACUACUUUAGCUGGCGACGACACAGCGUCUAACGUUUCAAGACUCUGUAUAAAGGCUGCCCAUCCCUUACCAGCAAAAUUAAUCAGUGAUUUAGGUCUCAGUGAGGAUGAGAAGGUGGGCACAGCUGCAGUAUGUGUGUACCCCAACAGAGUUUCUGAUGCAUAUGGCACACUCAAGCGCAUGGGCUUGACUGAUGAAAUACAAGUGGCUUCUGUUGCUACUGGCUUCCCAUCUGGCUUAUAUCCUCUGCAACCAAGGCUCCUCGAAAUCAGAAAAGCUGUAGAUGACGGAGCAACCGAAAUAGAUGUAGUUCUGGACCGCAGUCUUGUGCUGACUGGAAAAUGGGACGUCUUGUAUGAUGAGGUGGUACAGAUGCGGAAGGAGUGUGGGACAGCUCACCUUAAGGUCAUACUUGGUGUAGGGGAACUUGGGACAUAUGAAAAUGUGUACAAAGCUUCGAUGAUAUCUAUGAUGGCCGGUGCAGACUUUAUAAAGACCUCCACGGGAAAGGAAGCAGUGAACGCGACCCUACCAGUAGGGCUGGUCAUGUGCAGGGCCAUACGGAAGUUCUACCAAACGACAGGACACAAGGUGGGCCUGAAGCCAGCAGGCGGCAUCAAGACGGGCCGCGACGCCGUCAACUGGUUAGUACUAGUGUACACCGAGCUCGGACCUGAGUGGUUGAACCCCAAGCUCUUCCGAAUUGGCGCUUCCAGCGUUCUCGAUGAUAUUGUCAACCAUCUCAAAACUAACGCUGUAGAGUUUAAACUAUGAUUCCAAACGUGAGGGAGCACGCAAUGCAACUGUAACAAACAUUAAUUUAAAAAUUCAUUGAUUUUUGAAUACCCUCUAAGUAAAUUAGGUUCUAUGGACUUGAAUUAACGCCUUGCCUAUCGUGCUCGCAAAGUCGUAUUUAGGUAUUUGCGAGACAUCUGUGACACAAAACAAAAUAUUCAAUAUAAUGUAAAAUAAGUGAUAUUUUUAAUUUUAAGAGGAUUUUUGUAAGAAUAUAUUUUAUUGUAAGUGCUAAUACCAGAGUUACAAAAAUAAAACACAGUGUCAAAAUA
Messenger RNA from Cydia pomonella (codling moth), 1417 nucleotides. It is a transcript of the gene Dera, whose product is annotated as deoxyribose-phosphate aldolase. Gene Ontology annotation, cellular component: cytoplasm. NCBI's taxonomy places the organism in Eukaryota, Metazoa, Arthropoda, Insecta, Lepidoptera, Tortricidae. Gene Ontology annotation, molecular function: deoxyribose-phosphate aldolase activity. Bases 186 to 1124 code for a protein of 312 amino acids. Gene Ontology annotation, biological process: deoxyribonucleotide catabolic process; carbohydrate catabolic process. The record is from RefSeq and is a predicted model, not a curated record. The transcript is spliced from 6 exons.